Messenger RNA from Candidozyma haemuli, 1143 nucleotides. RefSeq lists its product as uncharacterized. The transcript has a single exon. The record is from RefSeq and is a predicted model, not a curated record. NCBI's taxonomy places the organism in Eukaryota, Fungi, Ascomycota, Pichiomycetes, Serinales, Metschnikowiaceae. The coding region runs from base 1 to 1143 and encodes 380 amino acids.
AUGAAGUCCCUUCUAAAAAGGCUGGCCCUCGAUGUCGAUCAGCCUACGAAUGAUAGAGAACCUGUGCGCUUAGCGUUUCUUGGAGGAGCAAAGAGUGGCAAGACCUCGCUCAUCUCAAAAGUCACGAUGGGCAGCUUCAGAGAAACAUAUUAUCCACUGCAACAAACCCAGCCCAUCCUAUUCACCUACUUCCCAAAUGCUCCGCUUUCGAAGCAACUAUUAGAUACAUUUUCCCCACGGGACACAUUGAAUCUGGCUUUGACUAGUGAUAAUGUUGUUCUCAGUCCGGUUGUUUAUAACAGUUUGGUGAAUAAUACUACAAAGAAGCCAACCAUGCCCGUUACUCAAAGCAAUGCCAUUGCUAUUCAACAGUCCAAUCAUAUUUAUUCAACGUUUACGCGGACAAAUGAAGUACAGACCACACCUAUCCUCAUGGAACUCAUAGAUACCCCAGCAUUCAACCCAAAGCAGGUUGUCCCGUUCUUAGAGGCAUCGCUCUACAUCAAGCUCGAAAAAGACGUUCUACACAACUUAGCCAACGAGCCUCGACAGCCCGUUAGUACUAAUCCUUUGAUUGUUGCUAGUGGUGCGAGCGAGUUAAACGGUACGGUGGAUGGAUAUUAUUUCGUCUAUAGCGCAGUACCUUCAAGUCUCCCACCAUCCUAUGACGAAUCUUCAGGCUCUUCUCCGCUGCCACAGACUGAAAAUGGAUUUGAUCUACUACCGCUCAUGAAACAGACUCUCGAUGAAGCAUGGCAAGAAUACUACACAUACAAGGUUUCUUGGGAGAGCGGAAAAGAGUCUGACAUAUUCUCAUUCAAGACAGCCCUUCGAGGCUUGAUAGUCGACGAAGUCAAAAAACCCUCAUCAUCCUAUCGUCCUCCUGGCGGCUCUAAACUACUUGAGAUCUCAUCGGAUCCCGCAGACCCGUCAUGCCCACCACCAAUAUGGCUUGUCUGCACCCAUUCUAAUCUGCCUCUCGCGUCGCCAAAGCUUAUAGAAGACGGAAGGCAGCUCAGCAAAGAUUGGAAGUGUGGCUUUUUAGCAGUGGAUGUUGAAUCAGACGUCGAGGAGGCUAUUGCCCUAAUGGUAAGGGAACUUGUCGAACGUCGUCAACUUCGCAAAGGGUACAGGAAAAGGUAA